AUGGGGAACCAGGACGCGAAGCCGAAGAGAAGCGCGGGCGAUGUCCCGCAUGGAGGCGGCGGCGGUGAGGACGCCGCUGGGCCCCGCGAGGCCGAGGGCACAAAGAAGGCGGGCGGGGGCAAGAAGGCGCCGGGCCGGCACGGAAAGGGGGGCGGCGGCGCGGAGCCGGGCCGGAAGAAGAGCCGGUCGGACCCCAGGGCCUCGGUGUUCUCCAACCUGCGCAUCCGAAAGACCCUGUCCAAGGGCAGAGGUACUGGCGGCUCUCGUGAGGAUGUGCUGGACCCCCAGGCCCUGCAGGCCGGCGAGCUGGACAGCGCCCACUCUCUGGUUACCAAAACUCCAGACCUCAGCCUCUCAGCCGAUGAGACGGGCCUGUCGGAUACCGAAUGUCCAGAUCCUUUCGAGGUGACGCGUCCCGGGGGCCCCAGCUUGGCCAGGGUCGGCGGCCCGGCAGUGGCCGAGUAUUCGGAGACCGCGGCGGGGGCGCAGGAUGGACAAAGGACCAGCUCGGGCUCGGACACAGACCUCUACAGUUUUCACUCGGCCGCGGAGCAGGAGGACUUGCUCUCGGACAUCCAGCAGGCGAUCCGCCUCCAGCAACUGCAGCAGCAGUCCCCGGGCCCCGAGUCGCCCCCGGUGUCGCCCCCCUCCACCGCCUCUCUGCCUGAGGCCCUGCCUGGCCUGGACCGACCCUCGCCGGGCCCCAGCGCCGAAGCGGCGCUGUACGCGCCCCCCGACAGGCCCCCGGCCGCAGAGCCGCCCGCAGCCACCGCCUUCGCGUCUCCUGGGUCGGUUCCGGUGGACCGAGGGGCAGCGGACACGGACGAGGAAGGCGAGGAGGACGCCUUCGAGGACGCGCCCCGAGACUCUCCGGGGGUGGAGUGCGGUCUGGCGGCGGGAGAGGCCCCGCGCACACCAGGGGCGACGCGCGAGGAGGGCGCGCCGAAGCCCGUCAUCCCGGUGGCCGCCUCCCCGCCACGCAGUCCAGCUUGCAGCCCGCGUCGCCCCCGGGCCCGCCCUCUCCUGGCGCCCUGUUAUGUCAGGACCACCACCCGGCAGCUCAGCUCGCCAGGGCCCUCCCCGUCUCCGUCCCCCAGCCACAGCCCCCGGGUCCAGAGACGGCCGGAGUCCUCCCUGGGCCGCGGUUCCGGAGCCCCCGCGGCCCCCGCCGCUGCCCCGGCUAGGAAGCCCCGCGCGGGCCGCAGCCGCUCGGCCGACUGGACUGCGGAGCUGGGCCGUGCUCCCGGGGCGGGGGUCUCGGCGCACCUGGUGCAGCGCGGGGCAGGCGGCCUCCAGGGUGUGUUCGCAG
Messenger RNA from Odocoileus virginianus texanus, 1309 nucleotides. NCBI's taxonomy places the organism in Eukaryota, Metazoa, Chordata, Mammalia, Artiodactyla, Cervidae. The record is from RefSeq and is a predicted model, not a curated record.